This is a messenger RNA of Eutrema salsugineum, 739 nucleotides long. RefSeq names its product classical arabinogalactan protein 26. The transcript has a single exon. The record is from RefSeq and is a predicted model, not a curated record. NCBI's taxonomy places the organism in Eukaryota, Viridiplantae, Streptophyta, Magnoliopsida, Brassicales, Brassicaceae. Bases 29 to 583 code for a protein of 184 amino acids.
AAAUCAAAACCCGACAAAUCCACAUUUCAUGUGCUCUGCCCUUGGCAAGAAAGGUCCACAACCAAAACCCACCAAUCUUGUCUUUUACCUCCUCAAUAGCUGUAUACCUUUUCAUCUUCACAGUUUUUCUCAUCUUUUAAGUAAGGUCUCUCGCAAACAGAAACAGAGAGAAUCAUUCACGGAAACGAUGAGCGUCUCUCUGUUAACGGCCUUGGCCGUUCUCUCACUCUGUUCACACACUUCAACAUCUGAGUUUCAGCUCUCCAGCAUAUCAGCUGCACCUUCGUUUUUGCCUGAAGCUCCAUGGAGUUUCUCAGCUUCUCCUCCGGCUAUGUCUCCAGAUAUAUCGCCUCUGUUCCCUACUCCAGGUUCCAGGGAAAUGUCUCCUUCUCCGUCAGAGUCUUCAGUCAUGCCGACAAUCCCCUCAAGCCUUAGUCCACCAAACCCAGAUGCGGUCUCUCCUGAUCAUCUGCUAGACUCUUCUCCGGCUGGGUCCCCUCUUCCUGCGUCUUCCUCAAUUUGUUUGGUCUCGUCACCACACUCUCUGCUUCUUGUCUUCCUCAUGUUGCUGCUACGUUUCUAGUUAAUCAUUUUAGAGAGAGAGAGAGAGGGUGAGAAUAACUCUCUUUGACAUCUUGUGAUUUCGGAAUGUAAUCUUACUCUGCUGCUUCUUCUGAAUAUUUUUAAACCCUGUAAUGUAAUGUAAUGUUUUGGGAUAUAGCAUUGAUUGUUGGUGCGA